UGCUGUUUUGCGUCAGUGAAGCUAGUCGGGCAUGCCAACUCCAGCGAGCUCUAGCACCACGUAUGCCACCGCUGCCCCGACCCCAGCAGCUGCCUCCUCAACCUCAUCUUGGUCGGCACCACCGGCGGCCAUGAUCUCCAUGUCCAUCGACCCCAACAUGGUGGUCAUCCUGGCCUCCCUCCUCUGCGCGCUCGUCUGCCUCGCCGGCCUCGCCCUCGUCGCGCGCUGCACCUGCCGCCGCUCUUCCCCCUUCGCCAGCAAUAGCAUCAGCAUCACCACGACGACCUUGCAUAUUCCUCCCAGCAGGGGCUUAAAGAAGAAGGCUAUCGACGCCCUCCCCGUCACCGCAGUGAAACAAGGGCACCAGGAGGAGGAGCAGUGCGCCAUCUGCUUGGCCGACCUGGCCGCCGGGGAGGAGCUCCGGGUGCUGCCGUGGUGCGGCCACUCCUUCCACGUCGCCUGCGUCGACGCCUGGCUCCGUGCUCACGCCACCUGCCCCUCCUGCCGCGCCACCAUCCUCGACACGUCAACCACCUCCUCUUCAUCUUCCUCUUCCUCACCGCCGCUCCCGGCCCCGCGCCGGUGCCGGAGGUGCGGUGCGGCCUGUGACGGCGACAGCAUGGCCGCUUCUGCUUCUGCUGACACGGACGGGAGCAGCUUCUUGCCGUAGCUGUCACUGGACAACAACGAUCGAGUUGCAAACUUGCUUUGGUUGUUAAGUGCAAUAUAAUUCAGUUUAGCUAUGAAUAAUUUGUACGUUAAUUAGUGAAAGAAGAAAGAAAAUUAGUGUGCCUCAGGCUCAGUGUCAGUGGGAGAGUUAUCAUCAUACUUACUAUGAAUGGUACGUAUGUAUUCAUCGUCAGCUCAAGUUCAUAUAACAUAUACU
Hordeum vulgare subsp. vulgare (domesticated barley) is the source of this 886-nucleotide messenger RNA. RefSeq names its product RING-H2 finger protein ATL74-like. Bases 32 to 670 code for a protein of 212 amino acids. NCBI's taxonomy places the organism in Eukaryota, Viridiplantae, Streptophyta, Magnoliopsida, Poales, Poaceae. The transcript has a single exon. The record is from RefSeq and is a predicted model, not a curated record.